Messenger RNA from Colletotrichum costaricense, 975 nucleotides. RefSeq names its product serine/threonine protein kinase. The transcript has 4 exons. The record is from RefSeq and is a predicted model, not a curated record. NCBI's taxonomy places the organism in Eukaryota, Fungi, Ascomycota, Sordariomycetes, Glomerellales, Glomerellaceae. The coding region runs from base 1 to 975 and encodes 324 amino acids.
AUGGAGCACCUUCAAAUGAAUGAAAUCUAUGAAGCAACCAUCCGCUGCGAUGGGGCAUUUGAUUACUCAAUAUCCAAGAUUCAGAGCGGCCAACAUGCACUGCGAGAGUUUCAACAACGCCUUUGGGCCUGGGCUACCAAUGCUGGCGCUCUUGCUGAGCCUUGCCUAUCCCUGGAUGCACGCCUGCUCAGUCACGCAAAACUCAGAAACAUGAUUCUGACUCUCUUGGAUCUGAUACAAGACAACCUGCAAGCCGCCGUCGAUUUUGAUAGCAACCUGUCUUCUGAAGGGGCUUCAAGUUCUUCAGCUACUGAAGAAGUUCCAUAUUUUACUCUUUCAAUCGACAUGGAUUCUCAGGGGCUUGAGGCUGCCAUUCAACGGCUUGACUUGGUUGCUUCUUUGAUCGACCAUUCAUCUCGGAAAGGACGCCAGAGACGUCUUGAAGCACUGAACCAGAACACAGUCGCAGAUCCUAGUGUGAGUUUCAUUACAGAUGGAAUUAGUGGACAAGUCGUCAUGAAGCUCGCCAGAUCCGUGUUGUAUCGCAAGCAACGUAUUACGUAUAUGAAGUAUCGGAAACAGGCCCGUCAAGAUCCUCGUCUUCACGAGGCCAAAGUACAAAGUGAAAGACCCCACAUGUUGAAUGUGCGGUCAGCGGCAGAUGGAUCUCAGCAACAGCUAGAUCCAGACUUGCGCUUAAAGCCUUCGCUGCAGGCAAGGCAAGUACCAAGCGAAUGGUUGCGGCCAACAACAAUGGAUGGCGAGUCCUUUGCCAGAGGUCAAUUGAGCUUAUUUGGGCCCUCUUCUGAUUCUAGAAAGACUUACUCAGUCUGGACAAAGGCCAUUGUUUACCCCAAAGCACCAGAGUCCAGUUCCACGUCGGGUUCAGAGACUGUGACUGGACACGCUCCAUGCCCUUUUUGCCACAACAUGUUCCCCUAUCAACGGUAUAAGGACUCAAAGUGGUGGAGGUGA